AUGUCUCUUUGUCGGAGGUUACGGAGAAAAUUACGGAUGAAGAAAAAGAAAGAUAAGCCCGUACCUGCUGUCGUCGCCCCAGCCCCGCAAGUCAGCCCAGAAAACGACACCGACCCAACGCGUAUUACUUCUCAGCAAAACCGCAGUCCAUAUAGUGUUACUAUAGAGGAAAGAAUCCGCUAUCAGAGGGUAGUUCUAGGGAUGACAGAUGAUCAGAUUCGAAAUGCUUUACCCCCUGGACAUUACGAUAUUACCCUUGUUGCGGACAGCCCGUCGCGGCCCUCAGGCCCGGGAGAUAUAGCAUAUGUAUAUAUGGAGCCUGCCCGAUAA
Molecule: messenger RNA, 330 nt
Organism: Venustampulla echinocandica
Lineage: Eukaryota; Fungi; Ascomycota; Leotiomycetes; Helotiales; Pleuroascaceae
Exons: 1
Coding region: 1-330 (109 amino acids)
Source: RefSeq, a predicted model, not a curated record